Messenger RNA from Diachasma alloeum, 3543 nucleotides. RefSeq names its product gametocyte-specific factor 1 homolog. The record is from RefSeq and is a predicted model, not a curated record. NCBI's taxonomy places the organism in Eukaryota, Metazoa, Arthropoda, Insecta, Hymenoptera, Braconidae. The coding region runs from base 494 to 1417 and encodes 307 amino acids. The transcript has 4 exons.
UUCCAGGGCGCUCGUCUGUGCACCAACGUUUCAACGUUAGCAGUUAUUUUACGGCGAAAGGAGAAUAGAAAUUUAACAUUAGAUAGUUACAUUUAUCUACCCUUCAGUGGCAAAUUAACGUUCAAUUUGUCGAAGAUAAGGGGUAGGGAAUAGAACCUGGAAGAACCAAACAUUGCGCGGAGUUGGCAGCCACCUCGUGGUGCCGCUUAGUGUUCUGUGCCGGUCCGAUUAUUGAAUCACAGUCUACAGUCAGUCAGUGUCAGUCAGUGUUUGCGCGCAGCGGACAAAGAAAGUGGAAGAGAACCAUCAUCGCUCCCGAAAUUUCUUCGGCUUCCUCCAUGCAUUAUUUGUCUACUGCCCCAGUGGAUUUUUUUAAAGAGAAAAGUGCACACUAUUUCGGUGGAAAUUAGAGGAACAUUUGGGGUGAAGCUAGAAGCGACAACCUGUGGAUUGAAGUUUUGCGGGCAGAAGAAAUCUAAGAACAAAGGGAAAAAUGGCCGCAAUGGAUCCACUGGUGAUUUGUCCCUACGACCCUGCCCACGAAAUCCUCAAGAGCAGACUGCAAUUUCAUCUGGUCAGGUGUGCAAAGAAUCACGAAUUCCAGGACAAAGAAGUGUGCCCCUACAAUGCAGUUCACAUCAUCGACAAAAUUCAUUUCCAAGAUCACUUGGUCACUUGUCCAGAUUACAGGGAGGUCCAGUCAUUUCGUUUCAAAACUGACGACAAAGAACUGCAUGGCAUCGUAUCCAUGGACGAGGUCGCUCAGGCUCACUCGAGACCUGUUAUUGGAGAGGAGGAUUGGGAUAAUGAUGUUUACCAUCAGACGUAUGAUCCGAUCAAGAACUCAGAGGGGAAACCCCUUGUGAGAAGUUUGAUUGGAGCUUCUAAAGCCAAGCGACGUGAGUUCAGGAUGAGAGAGCGAAUGAGAAUGGCUCAAUUUGUUGAUGAGAAACCCACACCAGAGUCAUCGGAAGUGAAGCCUGAUGCAAAGAAAUCGAACGAGCCUCUUCGUCCACCAAAGACGACAAACAUUGAAGAAGAGGGAAAAUCAAAGCAAGUACCACUACGUGCACCCAAAAAUCUGACAACUCCUUCAGGUGAGGAAAAUCAAAAGGGGAGUGCUCACGUGGAUACAAACUUGAAGUUUAUUCCCGAGGAGGGCCCCAAGCCUGAUGUUCCAGGAGGGAGAAAGGAUUCCAAGAGUUGCGAGAAACUCCAAAUACCAAAGAGAAAGCCAAAUUUGAACUCUCCGAUUGCUACGAAGCCCAGCUUGGAGUCUGAGAUGUCUAAACUGAACAUUAAAAAUGAUUCUGGAGCUUUGACGAGUGGCAAAUCCCAAGAUCCUCAGAUGAAGAAUACAACUGCUAAUGCCGAGCAACAGAGGAAGAUUGGACGUUGUGCUGCCAUUUUCAAGUAAACCUCAAUCGACAGUGGAUGAUGGAGGGACAGGAGAGGAGGUCUAUUUCAUAGGAGGGGAGGAUGAUAGAUACGAGGAUGAGAACUCGUAUUAUGACGACUUGGAUUAAAGUUUACUUUAUAUUUCUCAGACAUUUCAUAAUUUAAGUUUAUCAAUUUAGGUGAUAUUCGCAGUUGGUGGUUUUGAACAAACAAAGAAAGGGAACUGAAUUUUUCACAUAAUAAAUAUUCAUGAGUAGGAGAAAUCGUUUGAAUGGAGUUAAUCAAUUAGUGAAGGUGCUCUUUAUACACGAGUGUAAAAGGAGCUGCACAGAUUCCACAUUUUUCCGUAAAUUAUGGAAAGAAGAGGAAAACGAAACUCAUCUCAUCUUAUGGAUAUUUUAAUGCUAAUUUUAAUUUUCUUUUGAGAAAUCUUUCUAGCACGUCUAGUUUUCGAGAAAAAAAAUGUUGAAAAAUGAACAAUUUGAAAAAUCUGUAAAAAAAUGAAUUUCGACGUAUUUUUUUCCAGAAAAAACUAUGAAUUAAUGAAAAUGCGAUUUGUUUAGUGGAUUCGAUUUCAUCCCAAUUGGUUGAGUCAAAACGAGUGAAAAAAAUCCAGAAAAAGUCCCAAUUUCAUGAUUUUUCUCGUAAAAUCGAAUGAUCGGAAGUUGGUUGCACACACUUUGAUGCACGCCAAUUUCAAAUUUAUCUAUACCCGUGUGUUAAGUUCGACUUCAUUUAACAUGAAAUUUGAAAAUGCCUUUCCUGCAAGGUAAUCGAUUAAUUGCUCUUAUGAGAAGUCAUCCUCAAUUGUGUAGAGGUUUAGUUGUUGAAAUAAAGUUGGAAAAUAAAGAGAUUAAUGCACAAGGUUAACACUCUCGUGUAGAUCGAUUUGAGAAUGGCAACCUACUUCCGAUCAUUUAAUUUUACUAGAAAAAUUAUGAAAUUUGGACUUUUUCGAGAUUUUUUUCACUCACUUCUACUCAACCAAUUCAAAUGAACCCAAAUGCACUAAACCAAUUGUAUUUUCAUAGUAAUUCAUUGUAUUUUUUCUUGGAAAAACUACAUUCAAAUUUAUUUUUUAAUACAUUUUUAAUGCCCCUUUAAAACCACUUUUCAACACUUCAACAUUUGUUUUUCACGAAAACUAGACGUGCUAGAUUGUUCAAAAGAAAUUUGAAAUCAGCAUCAAAAUAUCUAUAACAUGGGAUCAGUCUCGUUUUUGAGGUCGACGACAUCCGAAUUUUGGUGAACCGUGUAAUUUCACACUAAAGACUACAACAAAAUUUUCCCACAUUUCAAAAUAAUUUAUUCUACUCAUUAAUAAUAUUUAUUAAAAAAAUUAAUUUCACUGUCGACUUUUCUUGUUUUUCAUAAACAAUCGUGGACACCUCUCAAGUUUCUCAUCCUUGGUGCUAAGAGGAGAGGGUUCUCUUGUCUUUUAUGUUACAACAAAAACGUAAUUAAAUUCCUUUUUUUUUUAAAUCAUUGAACUGGUUUAGGACUUUAAUUUUGUUCAAAAUUGAUAAGAGCUGGAAAUUAAUCCAGAAGAAUAUUUUUGCCAGAACAAAAAGACCUCAUGCACAUUAUAUGUCGUAUUUCGAAAAGGAAAAGAGUUCAAUUUCCAUGAAUUAACAAUUUUUUCUUAAAUGAGUUCGUUAAUUCUUUCGAUCACUAGACAUGCGCUUAUUAUACACUCUUGUGAUCAUUUUUCAAUUACCACAAAACUGCGUUGUCAUUAGUUGGAAUGACGGAUCAGAAACGAAAUCUAAGAAAAUAUUGAGUAGCAAGAAUUUCAUCUGAAAAUAUUAACAAUUUUUUUCACAGAUGAAAUUCUUGAAAAUCGUGUGCCUUGCUCCAACAGUUAUACUUUAUUAUACUUAUGUCAUUGCUGUGAGUAUUCCAAAGACCAAUGCAAGAUUCAAGAGAGAGCACCAUUGGAUCUGUAAACCAAAAUUAGUUUUAUUUUCAGAAGGAAAUUAAUCAACCUUGAAGUGACGACACUAUCCAAUAAAGAUUUAAACUGUCGCUAUAUUUUCUGUAUUCAUUACAUUUUCGGUUUCAUUCAUUUUGUAUUGAAGAACAAGUAUUCUUCCUAAUUGUCAUACAUUGUUAUUGAUAAAAGAAAUAAAUUCAUAUUCUACUGAA